AUGGGGGCGCACGCAGUGCCGUACUGCACCACCGGGGAGCGCAGCUUCUACAUCACCCCCCAGCAGAUGGAGCUGCUGCGGCUGCGUGGUGCCGAGUUCAAGCUGCAGGCGAUGUGCAUCCAGCUGGACGACCCCAACCGCUUCCGCUUCCACUGGCCCCUCAUGGCGGAGCUACACGUAAACAGGCAGCCCGUGCGCGUGUACACGCGCAGCGGUGGCUACAAGCUGGGCGCCAACCAGAGGGAUGAGGCGGCUGACGUGUCGCGGCUGGUGGUGCAGGGGCGCAACACGAUCCAGUUUGCGUGCAGCGACGCGCGGCCGUUUGCCGUCGCGCUGAUGCUCAUGCGCCAGCGCAGCCUGCAGCAGGUCAAGGCCCUGAUGGAGCCGCGGGAGCCCAUGCCCGCCGCCCUGGAGCGCGUGCGGCGCUGCAUCAGGGGCGGCUGCGAGGAGGGGGACGAGGACAUCGAGUUUGGCAACGUGGUGGUGUCGCUCAAGGACCCCUACACCUGCUGCCGCGUGGCCGUCCCGGCGCGCUUUUGCGACGCGGGGGUGGGGCUGGAGCCGUUUGACCUGGAGCCGUUCCUCGACACCGCCCGCCGCACGCGCAAGUGGACGGACCCCCACACCAUGCGCCACAGCUGCGUGCAGAGCCUGCAG
Messenger RNA from Monoraphidium neglectum, 657 nucleotides. RefSeq lists its product as hypothetical. The transcript is spliced from 6 exons. Gene Ontology annotation, biological process: protein sumoylation. Lineage: Eukaryota; Viridiplantae; Chlorophyta; Chlorophyceae; Sphaeropleales; Selenastraceae. The record is from RefSeq and is a predicted model, not a curated record. The annotation marks the transcript as partial. Gene Ontology annotation, molecular function: SUMO ligase activity.